Messenger RNA from Cyclospora cayetanensis, 1233 nucleotides. RefSeq lists its product as uncharacterized. Bases 52 to 1233 code for a protein of 393 amino acids. NCBI's taxonomy places the organism in Eukaryota, Apicomplexa, Conoidasida, Eucoccidiorida, Eimeriidae. The record is from RefSeq and is a predicted model, not a curated record. The transcript is spliced from 5 exons.
CACAAGCCUUUUCUUGGGCGAUUUAGUUCAACAAUUGCUCUACAGGACUUUAUGCAUGCUCGUCAGGCAUCUGUUGACGGCUUGGUGGCGCUGCAGUACAGCGUGUACCUGACCCAUGCGUUAAUCCUCUCCAGCGCAGAAAUGGCAGCUCACGACUUGAAGCGAAUGCCGCUGCACCGUUUCGGUGCACCCUUAACACCGGACCAGGUGGUUGAGGUACCUUUAAGCACUGUGGGUGGCCUUCGCCCGUUUCAUCUGUUUGUGCUUUUCACUUUUGUUGAGGGUCACACUGAGGGAGUUGCAGAGCAGCUCAGCAAACAGUGUAAAGACUGCGCUGCGGCCAUAAAGACGUUCCGCAAAGUGUCAAAAGCCUACAAGCUUUCGGAUUCAGAGCCUGGUAACGACGACCUUUUCCCUGUUAUAUUUGGUGUUGUCAAUGUGGGCACACGGGAUGGUGCGGCAAUUUCGGCUAUUCAUCCUGCAAUGCAGCUUCCCGUAGCUCUAUACUUGCCGCCAACGUUUUCUUCUAGCGUUGAAAACCGCAGAGACAGGAGCUCUUCGAGCUCAGGUGUAUCGACAACUGUGGCGGCGGAAGAUAAAGCGGUCGAGGCAGAAGUGGACAGGGGCAGUCUGCAUGUUGCACUUCAUAAAAUAACUUCUGCCGAGUUUUUUACUGAGACUCUUGGGGAAUGGGAAGAAGACGCGGUGCUACGCGACCUUUUGCUGCAACAACAAAAGCAGGGAAUCCAUGGGAAGGUCCAUUUCUUCUCCGUCCCGCAAAACCACCUUUUGCUCCUCCAACGCCGCAAAAAUGAAGCAUCUCCUGAACAGAAACUGCUGGAAUGGGUCAAUGCCCACACAAGCAGGCAUCAGUGGCUGAUUCCUGUUGGAGGAGUUGUGGCGUACACCAUGUGUAGCGGAGGUAUGGUCUUUAGCAUAAUUCAUUCGGUGCCUUUUAUGGGGUACGAUGAGAUAGGCAUGCGGUAUGUGUUGCUGGCCCCAACGUCAAGGGCACAGUACCUCUUAGAAGGCCUGCUGAUUUCGUCCUGCUCUACGCUGGCGUCCCUCGCUGCCCUGGGCCUCCUGAGAACCCCUUACCUAGCAAAAACAGCCGUAUGCAGCCCCUCUACUGAUAAGGGUGAAACUGGAUGUAGCGUCAUUAGCACAUCAAACGGCUCCCAAGAGAUGGGAGAGGCAGUUUCUUGUUUUUGUAAAGUAGAUUUAAACGAGUAA